Messenger RNA from Etheostoma cragini (Arkansas darter), 4498 nucleotides. RefSeq names its product ELKS/Rab6-interacting/CAST family member 1-like. NCBI's taxonomy places the organism in Eukaryota, Metazoa, Chordata, Actinopteri, Perciformes, Percidae. Gene Ontology annotation, cellular component: cytoskeleton of presynaptic active zone. Gene Ontology annotation, molecular function: structural constituent of presynaptic active zone. The transcript has 26 exons. Gene Ontology annotation, biological process: neuromuscular synaptic transmission; regulation of synaptic plasticity; maintenance of presynaptic active zone structure. Bases 628 to 4284 code for a protein of 1218 amino acids. The record is from RefSeq and is a predicted model, not a curated record.
ACGUCACGGGAGCGCCCGAACAGUGGGGAAGCCACCAGUGGUAGAGCUGGCAAAGACGGAAAGGAGGGAAAGAGACAGAAGAGAUAAUAGACAGGAGAGAUACGAGACAGGGAGACAAGCCCCCGAAAGAGAGCGUUUCACCUCGGCUGUUACGUUACGAAACGUCACUUUGAGGUUUGACAGCAAAGCGAAAUAACUGAAGAGAUGUGACUGGCCUUCUUUUACACAGAGCUUAUUUCACAACCGAGGGCAGUAGAGUAAACAGCCGCAGUGAUCCCAUCAUCCCAUGCCUUGUGGAUUUACUUGCCGCCUUAACCUAAAGGGAUGCCUUAUUGAUUCCUGCUUUUCUAACAAAGCCCAUUGAUAACAGUACGGGUGUUAGAAAGGCCUUGAUCACAGCUAUGUCAACACUGCAUCAGGAUAUUUCAAGUCAAGAAGGACUUCUGUAGAAUAGGGACGGGAGUUUGUUUGUUUCAGCUGUUCACUUUAGUAUUUCAGAUUUUUUUUGGAACAGCCAUCUUACAGUUUUUGUGUAAUUUUGAGCAUAGAUUUUUGAUUUGCUUAAUUCAUCAUUUGAACCGGACACUGUUUCGUCUCUACAGUAAACACAGCAUUACAACCCUUACCAUGUACGGUAGCUCCCGUUCCGUCUCAAAGCUGGAUGUUGUUGGAUCCAAUGGGAACGGGUCAGUGUCUGGGAGCCCUGGGCGCUCCCCACGCCUCCCUCGCUCUCCACGCCUUGGACACAGACGAAACAGCAGCAGCAGCUCCACCAGUGGACUUACUGGCUCCUGUAAAACCCUGUCUAUGGAGAACAUUCAGUCUCUAAAUGCUGCGUACGCUACAGGCGGUCCUAUGUACUUCACCGACACAGUUGAUGACUCGAUUGGCGUUGGGAGCGUGGGCAGCGGGCUCAACCCCUCGAUGCCCAAAAGCACCAUGACCCUGGGCAGGGCCGGGGCCAGGGUCCCCUAUGGGGUCAGGGCGGCCAUCAUGGGGAGCAGUCCUAAUAUAAACACUGGAGGGGGAGGGGGAGGGGGUGCAAUGCACAGUGAUGCAAUAGCAUUUGGGGGGGAGCUACAAAACCAGCUUUCACAGGCGGCCACUGUGCCACACUCCAUGAGACAGGUGAGAGACGGUGCCAUGUCGGACCUGCAGACGCAGUUAAGAGAAGUGCUGAGAGAGAAUGAGCUGCUGCGCAGAGAACUGGAGAAUAAAGAGUCCAAGUUGAGCUCCUCUAUGAAUUCUAUUAAGACGUUUUGGAGUCCAGAGCUGAAGAAAGAGAGGGCGCUGAGGAAGGACGAAGCAACAAAGAUUGCCCUGUGGAAGGAACAGUACAGAGUGGUGCAGGAGGAAACGCAGCAUUUUCAGUGCACCAUCCAGGCUUUACAAGAUGAGCUCAGAAUCCAGCGAGAUCUCAAUCAACUCUUCCAGUCCGAUUACUCCUCGGGUCACCUCGGAAAUCAGACCAUCCCCCCACAGGAAAUGACAGAAGAGAACUUCCUGCGUCUCCACAGCGAGUACGAGCGACAGAUGAAAGAGCUAUUCCUCCUAAGGAAGACUGUGGAAGAAAUGGAGCUGAGGAUAGAUACACAGAAACACACACUAAAUGCCAGGGAUGAAUCCAUAAAAAAGUUACUGGAAAUGUUGCAGAGCAAAGGCCUGUCGUCACGGGCAACUGAGGAGGACCAUGAACGAACAAGGCGAUUGGCUGAUGCUGAGAUGACCAUCCACCAACUGGAGGGCCUACUGGAGCAAAAAGACAAGGAGAUGCUACAACUCAGAGAGGAGCUGCACAGGAGAUACGAAGCAGCUCCGGAAUCAACAAAGACCAAGGCCUUGCAGACAGUCAUCGAAAUGAAGGAUGCAAAGAUCAGCUCAAUGGAGCGCGGCCUAAGAGAGCUGGAGGAGGAGGUGAACAUGCUCAAGUCCAACGGAGCUCUGAGCAGUGAGGAGAGGGAGGAGGAGAUCAAACAGAUGGAGGUCUACAGAUCUCACUCCAAGUUCAUGAAAAAUAAGGUUGAGCAGCUGAAGGAGGAGCUAACUCAAAGCCAGUCAGAGAAGGACGAGCUAAGGCAACGAGCCAAUGAGCUCCAGCGGGAGGUGUCUGCAAUGGAACAGGCAAAGCAGGAUCUGAGUCGUAAGGACAGCGAGCUGUUGGCUUUCAGGACCAAACUGGAGACUUUGAACAAUCAGUUUUCUGACAGUAAACAACACGUGGACGUCCUCAAGGAGUCACUCACUGCCAAGGAACAGAGAGCCGCUAUACUGCAGACUGAGGUGGAUGCGCUGCGUCUCCGUCUAGAGGAAAAGGAAUCUCUCCUUGCAAAAAAGAGUCAGCAGAUUUCAGAGCUGACAGAGGAGAAAAGCACUCAGCAUGGAGAGAUCAGCGACCUCAAAGACAUGCUUGACGUCAAGGAACGCAAAGUUAACGUUCUGCAGAAGAAGAUAGAGAACCUCCAGGAUCAGCUGAGGGAUAAAGAGAAACAGCUGGGCGGACUGAAAGACAGAGUAAAGUCUUUACAGACGGACACCUCUAACACCGACACUGCACUCGGAACACUGGAGGAGGCUCUGGCUGAGAAGGAGCGAAUAAUAGAGCGGUUAAAGGAGCAGCGGGAGAGGGAGGAAAGAGAAAAAGGGGACGAGAUGGAGUCUAGCAAAAAGGAGCUGAAGGAGUUGAGGGAAAAAGUCUCCCAUCUGCAGACUGACCUGUCUGACCGUGAGACUUCCCUGUUGGAUCUGAAGGAGAAGGCUUCCUCUCUGGCUUCCUCCACUCUGAAGAAGGACAACAGGCUGAAGACUCUGGAGAUCAGCCUGGAGCAGAAGAGAGAGGAGUGUGUUAAACUAGAGAACCAACUCAAGAAGGCUCGGAGCGCAACAGCAGAUUCCCAGGCCAGCACCGAACUAUCUGAACGUAUCUCCUGCCUGGAGCAGGAAGUGACCCGGCACAAAGAGGAUGCCGAAAGGGCUCAGUCUGAGGUGGAACGGCUUCUGGAGAUCCUGAGGGAGAUGGAGAAUGAAAAGAACGACAAGGAGAAAAAGAUCCAUGAAUUGGAGAGAGAUCCCUCUGCCUCUCAUCUGUGGCGUUCUCAGCAGUCGCGAAAACAGGCCCCUCCCUCUGCUGCCUCUCAGCAGCCAAUGGGGGGGCUGGUAUGGGACUACCUGGGCACUUUUGCCUCAAGGGAUUUUCAACAAUCAUUCUGCAAACCACAACAUAAGCAGAUGAAGGACCAGUCGAAGAAGGUGGCCAACCUGAAACAGAAGGAGCAGCUGGAGAAGAGCAGGAAUGCCCAGCUGAUGGAGGAUGCCAAGAAGAGAGAGGACAAUCUGAAUGAAAGCUCCCAGCAAAUACAGGACACCCUCCGUCUGAAGGAGGAGCGCAUUGAAGAGUUGGAGGAAGCGCUCAGGGAAAGCGUUCAGAUCACAGCGGAGAGGGAGGUGGUGCUCGCCCAGGAGGAACAGGCACGCACACACUCCGAGAAACAGCUCUCUAACAUUCCAAUGCAUGAGUUCACCACAGCCGGCUUUAGGUGGUCAAAGGUGGAGGACCUGCUGGUUGCCAUGGAGAGGGUGAAACAGGAACUGGAUGUGAUGAAAGCUAAGCUGUCAUCAACUCAACUUUCACUGGCCGAGAAGGAAGGUCACCUGACCUCCCUGCGGGCCGAGCGGCGGAAACACCUGGAGGAGGUCCUGGAGAUGAAACAAGAGGCGCUGCUGGCAGCCAUAAGUGAAAAAGAUGCCAACAUUGCCCUGCUGGAACUCUCCUCAUCCAAGAAGAAGAAAACCCAGGAGGAGGUGGCAGCUCUGAAGAGGGAGAAGGAUGGUCUGGUUCAUCAGCUCAAACAGCAGACUCAAAACCGGAUGAAGCUCAUGGCAGACAACUAUGAGGACGAACACCUUAAGGUCUCCUCUCCAAACGCAGAGCAGCCCAACAAUCACAAGCCUUCCCCAGACCAGAUUCUCUCUCCACUCCUGGAUCUCAAUCAGAAUCGCAGUAAACUAAAGCUGUACAUCAGUCACCUGACCUCACUGUGUCAGGAGCGAGACCCAAUCAUACUACAGGACUUCGCCCCACCCACCGCCUAUCACCGGUCUGACUCCGCCUCCUGGCAUACGCAGCUGCACAGCAUGACGCAGGAACAGUUGGAGGCGGAGUUAGCGCUCUGUGAGAGGGAGGGGGCGGAGCUCCAGGAGUACGCCAAUCAGGUCUUGCAGCAGAUCGCAGACCGAUGCCCCGACAUUUUGGAACAAGUGGUCAACGCUCUGGAGGACAGCUGCUGACAUAGAAACACACAUACGCUGAAAGAAACAACAAAUAAGCUUACAUACAGACAUGAACUUUCCUGCAAAGUCAGAAAGCAAGCAAACAUGCACAGGUCCAUCAGAAGUCUCCAGCAAGCUCCCAUAAUUCCCUGAUGCUCAAAAUAAAUUACAGGAUGAAGACUUUCUCUUCCACCGGUAUUUCACUCAUCUCAUUUUCGGAAAAAGAAAUCUA